Molecule: messenger RNA, 894 nt
Organism: Lottia gigantea (owl limpet)
Lineage: Eukaryota; Metazoa; Mollusca; Gastropoda; Lottiidae
Exons: 7
Molecular function (GO): calcium ion binding
Source: RefSeq, a predicted model, not a curated record
UGUCAACAUAAAUGUACUGAUAAAGUCCCUGGGUUUACAUGCAGUUGUCAAGAUGGAUUCAAGCUUGCAGCCGAUGGUGUGUCUUGUGAAGGUAUUUUAAAAUAUUAUUUUUGCUAUAUUGAUGAAUGUUCAAGUGGUAUUCAUGGCUGUGAACAAACAUGUAAAAACAAUGAAGGAAGUUUCAAUUGUCUCUGUCAACUAGGCUUUCGAAUCAAAAAUGAUAGAAAAAGUUGUGAAAAUGACCCUAGUAGAGAUCCAUGCGCUGAUUUUCCUCCAACCUGUCAAUAUGGAUGUAAAUUAGAAAACGAUCAACCUGUUUGUUUUUGUCAAAAGGGCUAUGUACUUGGAGCUGAUGGAAAUACUUGUGUUGAUAUCAAUGAAUGUGAUGGAAAUCAUGGUUGUUCUGAUGAAUGUGUCAAUACUCCUGGUUCUUUUAAAUGUACAUGUGCUCAGUAUAAAAAACUCGAAAAUGAUCAAAAAACUUGCAGAGAUCGAAAUGAAUGUCUUACUGUUGGUCAAUGUACAAUAACUGGUUCAGUUUGUGUCAAUACGCCUGGUUCAUAUCAAUGUAAUUGUAAGGAUGGUUAUCAACUUUCAGCUGACAAAUCAAAAUGUGAAGAUAUAAAAGAGUGUGACUUAACACCGAAAGUAUGUGAACAAAAAUGCGAAGAAACUGAAGGUAGUUACUAUUGUUCCUGUGAGAAAGGUUUUGUAAUAAAUACAGAAACCCAGAAAUGUGAAGAUAUUGAUGAGUGUCAAAUUGGAAGAAGCGACUGUACACAAAAAUGUCGAAACACUUUUGGCAGUUUUAUCUGUGAAUGUAAAACAGGUUAUCUCAUCAACAGUGACAGAAAAACAUGUAGAGGUAUGUUUAUAUAUAAUCUUCUUUUCUAG